AUCAAUGUUUUUGGUCCACGUCAAACUGCAGGCAUCGUUUGUUUCCUCAAUGUUAUGUCUGUCGGCAAAAUCUAAACCUUCAAUCUCGUAAAAGUGAUUUUUCCGUCUUUUUGCUAUAUAAAUCCAACUAAUUAAGAUACAUUUAAGUAGAAAUGGCGGUCCCGACCUCCGUAUCUCUGGUUCUGGCCUCGGUCACUGCCGUGCUGAUAUUCUCGGCAAUGCAAAUGUACAGGCCGCUGAUUGCCUCUUCCCAGAUGGCUACCAUUUUUGGAGGAUUUCUCGGCUCGUGGCUGUUCAUUCUAUCACUGACGGCGGUUUCCAAUCUGGAAGCGGUCGUUCUGGGCAAAGGAUUCCAGGCAAAGUUGUUCCCAGAGGUAGCUUUCUGUCUGAUUGGGUCGCUGUUUGCUUGUGGAAUGGUGCAUCGCGUUUGUGCAACGACCUGUGUCUUAUUUUCAGUUGCUGCUCUCUACUACAUUAACAAAAUUUCACAGAAAGUGCAUAAUGCACCGGUUCCGGUGGACACCUAUGCCGGGAAGAAAAAGAAGAAGUAAACUUGUGGAGCUGAGGACACUCUCUUAGCAAGAGAAAAUUUCAAAAGUCGGUAGUUUUUAAGGAAACUCAUUUACUCUUACGAGCGCUUACCGAAUAAAUUAUCUAAUUUAAA
This is a messenger RNA of Aedes albopictus (Asian tiger mosquito), 664 nucleotides long. Its product is annotated as protein KRTCAP2 homolog. The transcript has 4 exons. The coding region runs from base 153 to 551 and encodes 132 amino acids. The record is from RefSeq and is a predicted model, not a curated record. Lineage: Eukaryota; Metazoa; Arthropoda; Insecta; Diptera; Culicidae.